AUGAGUAAUCGUAAAACAUAUAGUAAUAAAUAAACUAAAAUCUCAUUGGGUGAGAUAGAUGAAAUGUUUAAUGAUGCUGAAUUCAGUUAAGCUGUUAAAGACACAUUCAAAAAAUAAUCUAGUACAGUUCGUCAUGAUGGACCAAUCUAAACAACAAAUAUGUUUUAUUAGAAACCAACGAUUUCAUAGAUAAUGAGAUUGAGAGCUAAAGGAUCUCAUACAGGAACACGAUGUCCUUCAUUAAAGAAAGAGGAACGUAAAACUAGAUGGGCUAGUUUAAUAAGUGAGGGUAGAACAGAACAUCAUAAAAGAAUACCAUCUGAAAUAGAGAAUAUUCCAAUAUGUGCAUAAUAUGAAUAAUAUAGUUAUCUUUGUAGAGAGCAUGAAUAAUUAAUUUAAAAUUUGAGUGAAUUACCAUAAUCAAUUAAAAUGAUGCUUUACUCUAAUAUGUAUGAAGUUCAAAGAGCUAAAAUGUGUGAAAAUAAAACUAUUUUAGAUGAUAAAUUCAUAUUUACACUAUUCAAUACACUUUAAUAAUUGGAUAAAUAAAUAAUUGAACCUUUACAUUAAUAGUAGACUAGACCUGUACUUAAUUUUAAAAUGAAUUUUGUUUAAAAUGCAGUUAAUAUAAUAUCAGAGACUAUAAUAUAAGGUGUAAGAGAAGCUUUAAAACAUGAUACUAGAUUGGGUAUAUUUAUGGAAGGCUUUUGUAAAUUUUGGAUAGUGUUGAUUGAUAUUUAAUUGUAAUGGAUGGGUAAGAGUUGUGCUGAUUACAUUGAAGCUUAAGUAAAAGAAUUUAAAGAAUAAUUUAAAGAGGCAUUAGCUUAGAAGAUUAAAGUGGAAGAUUAAAUGAUUUAGAUGGAUAAAGAAUUUAAAUCUAUGGAGGCUUAAUAUAUUCGUAAACAUGAAUACUUAUAAUAAUAAUUAUUAUCAGUUUAAUAGGAAUUUCAAGAUUAUGUUGUAGCAGUAUAAUAAAUGAGUGAUCUAAAAAUAGCAGAGGAAAGAAUGAAUUCAGUAGGAUUGAAGGCUUUAGAAUUGGAGAGUAUGUUCAAACAAUAUGAUAAGGUAGUUUCUUAACAUUCAUUUGUAUUUUAAAAAGACAUUAAAGAAUUGGGAACUGCUUUAAUACAAUAGAAGAAAUAAAAUUAACCUCUUCCAAUGAAACACUAGGAAGCACAAAUUCGUUUGGGAUGUUAAAAAUUACCAGAAGAGAAUUAUUAAUUAUAUUAAUUGAAUUCAAUUGGUAUAUUUAUGUAAGUGCAUCCAUUUUAGAUAUUAUUUGAAAUUAAUAAAGAAUUAGAAAUGGAUUAUCCUAUGUUAUUAGGUAAUUUUUUGGAUUAUUUGUCUCAAAUUGGAGAGUUUUAAUCUCAUGUUUGUAGAAUAUUUAUUGAUUGGGUUGGAGAGGAAGAUAAACUUAAUGCAAUAUUAACAUAUUUUAGUGAAUGUGAUCUCGAUUAACCAAUUAAUUAAUUAUAUGCUAUCAUAUUUGGAAUUCGUGAACAUCGUUAAUUAAGUUCUGUAUCUCUAAAAAAAUUAAUAAAAUAUUAUAAAGAAUUGUAAGAAUAACAUGAUUAUUAAUUGAAUGAGAAUUUUACAAUUUAAGAAGCAUCUCCUUAUUUUUAAUUAUUAUUUUCAUAAGAAUUUAAUGAAAAGAUUACUAAUAGUUAGAAAUAAUAAAUGACAUUAUUGGAAUUAUUAUUGAUGUUGGCUUAACAUUUUCUAAUGAUUGAAAAUAAAUAAUGGUCUGGAUGGUUAUAUAAAUAAGAAAUAGAAUCUGAGGAUUUGGAUAUGAAUGUGGUACUGUAUUAUUAUUAUAAUUAUAAUAAAGAUCAAAUAAUUUAUUGAGUUACGUAACCAAUUGAAUAGACCACUUGAAGAUAGCCUUAAAUUAGUGAGACAACUCUCAUUGCUCCACCCUGACUUAUUUUAUAAGAGUAAGUAAGCCCCAUUAGAGAGAAUGAAAGCAUCCGUACGUAAAGUGUAACGUAAAAACUCACAACGAUCUCCUCUCAAGAGAUCAAGUAUUACUUUGAUUAAAGCUAUAAGUAUGAAAAAGUGAUAUAUUAAUUAUAUAAAAAAAUGGGGAAUACUUUGAUUGAAGAUAAAGGCAAAAUCAAUCUGAUGAAAGCAUUUGAAACUUACAAUACAGAAUAAGAAAUUGGGACUCGUUAGACUCUAUUCUUUGAGAAUAAAUUGUUUAAGACAUUGAGUUAUAAAUGGCAUCAAUAAACUCUUCUAUUGAAAGUACAUCUAAUGCGUAAAUAACUCACACUUUAAGAAUUACAUAUACAUACUCAAAAUUUCCAAUAUCUAAUUGAAUAAUUGGAACCAUAUCCAAAUCUAAUGCCAUUCCACAAUCUCAUUAAUUUUGGUAGUAUGCCUAAACCGCAACCAUCUGAAAUGUCUCUUGAAUGCAAUAAAGAAUAUCUGGCAGUUUCUAGACAAUUCCUUUACUUAACAUUGGAAGAACGAUUAUAAUCAAAUUACAAAUUACCAAAAUGCUUAUUAAACUUUUAUGCUUUACAAUUCUUAAGUGCAGUAAAUACAUUACAUAGACGUAAUUUAUAUCAUGGACAUAUACGUUCAUCUAAUGUACUUCUAACAAGUCUUGAUUUUCUAAUCCUGGCUGAUUUUGCAUCAUAUAAACCAACCUAUUUAAAUGAAUUAGAAAUAAUAAGAAACAUUUAUAAAUCAUCUAUAUAGAAAUGUACUUUAGCACCUGAAAAGUAUUCUGAUUUAUAAGAAGUUUAAUAUCUUAAUAAUUUAACAAAAGCAUAAUUACUUUCAAUGUAAGCUAUGGACAUGUUCUCAGUUGGAUGUGUAUUAGCAGAAAUCUUUACAGGAGAAAGUCUUUUUUCACUUGAAUAAUUAUUAUAAUUUAGAAAAGGUGAAUAUGAACCAAUUAUAAAGAUUGAUGGUAUUAUUGGUGAUUUAAUUCGUAAUUUAAUAUCAAUUAAUCCAGAAAUAAGAUAUAAUUCAGAAUAAGCAUUAAAUCUAUUUUGUAAUGAAAUUUGUUCAAGUUAAACAUAUGAAUUAUUAUAAUAUAUAAGUAUAGCAUUAAAUGUAAAUGGUUAUUUUAUGUAACCAGAUGCUAGAAUUGCUUUACUUAGAAAAGUAAUUUCUACAAUAGAAAGGAAAUAAUUCAUAUAUACACUUCCAUUGCCAAUAUAAUUUAUCAAUUUAAGUAAAUUCAAUUAGAUUUGUAGAGAUUUUGAAUUUCCACGUAAAAUGGUUUAAAUAUAAUUUACUAGUGGUGUAGGUAUGGAUGAAAUUAUAGCAAAUUCUCUUGAAAAUUCAGGUAAUCUAAUUUAAAGAGAAUUUAAAGAAGUACAUUAAAUUACAUAAUCAGUUUCAUUAUAAGUUUCUAUGGUUCAAAAACUUAAAUAAUCAAUACAAAAAUAACCUGAACUUUAAGGAUCUAGAUAAAAUUUAAGAACUAGUACAUUUACAAAUAUAGAUAUUAGAUAGAAUAAUCAAGAAUAUAUUAUAGUUAUUUUAUGGAUAUCAAAUUAAAUUAGAAAUUCUAGAUUCAUGUAAACAAGAUUAUGUGGAUUGGAAUUAAUUGAAUUCUUAUGUUAAUAUAUUGAUGAUGAACUCAUUUAUUAUUUUUUAAUGCCAUGUUUGGGAAUACUUUGUGAAGACUCAGAUUCUUAAGUAUAAUAUUAUGCUUUUUCAAUUAUGUUGAAUCUAUUGAAAAAUAUUAAGAAUCCACCAUAAUCAUCUACUGAUACACUCAUUUUUAAAUUAUAUAUAUGGGAAUAAAUCAAGAAUAGAAUGAAUGAUAUGAGUACUAAUCAUCAAUUAGCUCUAAAAAUUGGAGAUAUUGCAGAAAUCUUACACAAAUAUAAUAGAUUAGAAGAGAAAAUAUUAUUCUUAUAAAUUAUAUAAAAGAAGUUUUAGGAAAAUAGAAUAAAUGAACUUACUAUUAUUAUUUCAAAGAUUUAUGAAGUACUUAAAUAUUAUGAAUGUAAUCAAACUUUAGAAAUUCUAACACUUCUUAUUUCUCAAUUCAAUAAUACUACUCUAAAAAUAGCAUUACUUGAUGUCUAUUUAGAAAUAUAUAAAUAUUAUUUAAAUACUGAAAAUAGUUAGUUACUUCUAUAUUGUCUAUAAUUGAAUACCAGAUAAGAAAGUGCUUUAUUUCGCAUAAUUCGUUUUGUUAGAUAAGCUACUGAAGAAUAACUCUUGGAAUUUAACAAAGUGAUUUAAUAUGUGAAAGAAAUAUCUCCUUUGAUUUUACAUCACAAUAGAUGGAUUAGAGAGGAAGCCAAAGAAUUUAUCAUUAUCUUACUUAAUAGAUAUAGUAGUAAGUAAAUAUUCUUUAAAUUUCAUCCACAUAUUAAAAAAUAUUUGAAAUUAGAUGUUCCUAUAAUCAAUCUAGAGAUAUUUACAUCACUUAUACAAAAACCUAUUUGUUCUAAAUGGUUUGAUUAGAAAAAUUAAAAUGAACCAAGAUAUCCAACAUUAACAGAAAGAGAACUCUAUAAUUAUAAUAAUUAUUAUGAAGAAUAUUUUAAGAAAUCAAAGAAUAUCUAAGAAAUAGCUAUAUAAUAAUAAAUUUAAAAGGCUUAAUAUCCAAUAGCCAAAAUGAAUUAACGUGUUAAUGAUUUUAUUGAAGCUGCUUUUAGAGUAGGUUUGAUGUAAUUAGAUUAAAAUAAAUGGGAAGAUUUCACAAAGAAGGGUGGUAAAACAUGGGAAGAUUUCAUUCAAUAUAUUAAAAAUAAUAAUGGAUUUGAUUUAUCAAAUAAAUAGGAUAAUGUAUUAACUAAAAAGAAAGUUAAAUAUUUAUAAGAAUUACAUUUAUAAUUACAAUAUUAAAUUCCUCAAUCAAGUACUUAAUGGAUUAAUUUAUUCAAUUAUAAUAUUAUAGCCAAUUAGAUUUAUAUUAAAUCAUCUUAAUAAUAAAUAUAAGAUAUUCAAUUUUAAAGAUAAAUCUAAUAACCAAUUACUAGACCAUUCAAAAUUAGUAAUUAAAUUGUAACUACAAUUUCUGAACAUAAAGGGAUUGUUACAUCUUUAUAGAAAUUUGGAGAUCAAAGAAGAUUCAUAUCUGGUUCUUAUGAUGGAACAGUUAGAAUAUAUGAUAUGAAGAAGAUUGAAGAGGACUUUACAAAUGGUAGUGUUGCUUAGAUACGUAUAAGUGAAGGUGAUGUUUAAAGUAGAAUCUCUGCUUUAUGUGCAUUAGAAGGAACUGAUAGUUUUGUUGUUGGUACAAAUACUGGAAGUGUUAGUUUAUAUACAAAUGAUCGUCAUACUAGUACAUUUCUUAAAGGGGAUUCUGAAAUUAGGAAGAUUGUUGAUUAAGAAAAUACAUUUAUGUAUGUAACUGAGAAAGGUACUCUCAAAAUUGAAGAUAUUAGAAGUAGGAAUGGAUAAAGUUUUAAUAUUGGUAGAUAACGUGGAUUAGUAUCAAGCAUGGUACAUGAUAAUUAUACUACUUUGAUUGGUACUAUUAAUGGUUAUUUGAUUUUAUAUGAUAUAAGAAGUACUAUGAUUGUCAAUUUAUUCUAAUUAUUGAAUCAUGAUGAUUAAGCAUUACCUAUAUUUAGUUUAGCUUAUAUGAAUAGAGUUUCUUAAUUUGAGGGAAUGAAUAAUGAUAGUUAAAAAUUAGUAGGUAUUGGAUAUUAAUCUAAUAAUAAUGAAGUAGGAUUUUGGGAUUUAAAUAAAUAAAAUGAGGAUUUGAAUCCAGCACUCUUUUUAUAUUGUUCUGAUAAAAAACAUCCAAUAAUAGAAACACCUAGAUUAUAAUCUGUAUUAAAAUCAGAACAAUUUAUAAAUCAUAAUAAUAAUUUAUCAACAUAAUGUCAUUAUGAUUUUCUGAAUAAGAGUUAUUAAGUUGAUUUAAUAUCAUAUUUAAAAGAUCCUUUGACAUCAUCAGAAAGAGUAGCAAAAGAUCGUUGGUUACGUGGUACAAAGAAUCUUUAUAUAAAUUUGAAAUCAGCUUUUGAAUGCAAAAGUACUGUGACUUCAUUGAUUUGCUUGACAUCACGUAUUGAUAAUUAAAGAUAAGAAAAUACAUUUAUUACUGCAAGUACAGAUAGAAGUAUAUAAAGUUGGACAUUAAAUAGUGAUGUUUCUAAAUAAUAAGACAAGAAUAAUGAUAGAGUAUUUAAUUUAUUAUAUUUUAGGAAUUCCAAACUAAUAUAAUAAGUUCACCAUAUAAUUCAAUUAGAAAAUUCAAGUAAUGUCCAAGUGGAGAUGUUUAUGUAAUUUAGGAUUAUGAAUUCAAAAACCAAAGUAAUUCUGGCAAUUCUUUUGAGCAUAAGGAUUGCAUAACAGAUAUGAUAUAUUUAGAUCAUGAUAAUAGUUAUUUGGUUACUGCAAGUAGAGAUCAUACAAUAAAGAUUUGGAAAUGAAUAAAAAUAUAUUAUAAUAAGUAAUUAAAU
Paramecium primaurelia is the source of this 6386-nucleotide messenger RNA. Lineage: Eukaryota; Ciliophora; Oligohymenophorea; Peniculida; Parameciidae. The record is from the annotation of a GenBank genome assembly.